This is a messenger RNA of Kogia breviceps (pygmy sperm whale), 4759 nucleotides long. RefSeq names its product protein phosphatase, Mg2+/Mn2+ dependent 1F (gene PPM1F). NCBI's taxonomy places the organism in Eukaryota, Metazoa, Chordata, Mammalia, Artiodactyla, Physeteridae. Gene Ontology annotation, cellular component: nucleus; cytosol. Gene Ontology annotation, biological process: protein dephosphorylation; negative regulation of protein kinase activity. The record is from RefSeq and is a predicted model, not a curated record. Gene Ontology annotation, molecular function: protein serine/threonine phosphatase activity; cation binding.
UGGCCAUCCUCCGCCAGGAACACGCCUUCCUCCUCCUUCCGGACAUCCCUCUGCACCGGGCUCUGUCUCCUAAAGCCACUUCUCUGGGCACCCCCAGGUCCCCUCUCAGGGUUAUCCCUCCCACGUGGGCCCUGGAACUGUGUGUGAGGCCCAGCGGCCCCGCCCUUCUGCCUGGAGCCCCAGGCUUGGUGCGGCCCCUGCCCCUCGAUGCUUCAGGGGGAAGCAAAGAAAGUGAGGCACUCAGCGCUGUAGGGCGCCGAUCGACUGUAUUCUUGCCAACCCUCACAUCUCUCCCCAGAAUGAAGACCAACGACCCGGCAGCAGCCCCCCAAGAUGCUCUGGGUGUGGCCUCGGGAACCCCACAGCAGAACAGCCAGAAGGCAGAGGAGAACCCCAGCUUCCUGGACGUGCUCCUCCGCGACUUCCCAGCCCCGCUGGGCCCGGAGAGCCCUUUGCCAUGGAAGGUCCCAGGGACGAUGCUGAGCCAGGAGGAGGUGGAAGGCGAGCUGGCUGAGCUGGCCAUGGGCUUCCUGAGCAGCAGGAGCGCUCCGCUGCCACUUGCUGCCUGCCUGGCCCACGAGGCAGUUUCCCAGCUGCUGCAGACAGACCUUUCUGAGUUCAGGAAGUUGCCGGAGCAGGAAGAGGAGGAGGCCCCUGUGACCCUGCUGGAUGCUGCGGGCCUGGCGCGGAGCCUCUUUGACCGGCUCUGGGAAGUGUGCAGCCAGUGGCAGAAGCAGGUGCCCAUGGCUGCCCGGGUCCCGCAGCGGCAGUGGCUGGUCUCCGUGCACGCCAUCCGCAACGCCCGCCGCAGGAUGGAGGACCGGCACGUGUGCCUCCCUGCCUUCAACAUGCUCUUUGGCCUAUCAGACUCUGUGGACCGUGCCUACUUUGCUGUGUUCGAUGGGCACGGAGGAGUAGACGCUGCGAGGUACGCAUCUGUGCACGUGCACGCUGUCACUGCCCACCGACCAGAGCUGCCCACUGACCCUGCGGGGGCCCUGCGAGCAGCCUUCUGCUGCACCGAUGAGAUGUUCCUUUGGAAAGCCAGGCGAGAGCGGCUGCAGAGCGGCACUACAGGGGUGUGCGCGCUCAUCACCGGGAACACCCUGCACGUGGCCUGGCUCGGGGACUCCCAGGUGGUCCUGGUGCAGCAGGGGCAGGUGGUGAAGCUGAUGGAGCCACACAGACCUGAGCGGCAGGACGAGAAGGACCGCAUUGAGGCGCUGGGUGGCUUCGUGUCCCACAUGGACUGCUGGAGGGUCAACGGGACCCUGGCUGUCUCCAGAGCCAUCGGGGACGUCUUCCAGAAGCCCUACGUGUCCGGGGAGGCGGACACGGCCUCACGGGCACUGACAGGCUCUGAGGACUACCUGCUGCUGGCCUGCGAUGGCUUCUUUGACGUGGUCCCCCACCAGGAGGUGGCCGGCCUCGUGCAGAGCCACCUGAUUGGGCAGCAGGGCAGCGGGCUGCACGUGGCUGAGGAGCUGGUGGCUGCCGCCCGGGAGCGGGGCUCCCAUGACAACAUCACGGUCAUGGUGGUCUUCCUCCGGGAUCCCCGAGACCUGCUGGAGCCAGAGACCGACGCUGUGCCGAGAAGCUAGGAGGUCCGGGCCCCGCCCGCAUGAUCCUUCCCUGCGGAUGCCUUAGGACACGGCAGGAGGUGGGCAAGUGACACCACCCACAGCCUCUGGCCCUGCUUGCGUCACCCCAUCCUGGUAGCUGCCAGGGGCAUCGCCUGUUCACAGCAGGCGGGGUGACAGUGGGAUGGUGGGAUGUCCAAAGGAAGCCCAAGAAGGAGACCUCAUGGAGGAGAAGGGGCCCAGGAAGUGGACAGGCUCUGGGCCCCAUUGGGUAGGGGUGGGACCAGAGGCUACAGGCAGCGGCCACAGCCAAACCAAAGACACUGGGCAUGCUCGCAGGGUAGCAGGACUCUGUGUGUGGGACCUUCGGGCAGAACCAGGGGCUGCAGACAUUUUCCAGUGCCCUGGGUGUCCAGCAAAGUUUUCCCAUCCGCCCCUCACUGUCCGUCACUGGGAGGGCUUGUAUGGACCGAUGUUCCUGUCUGGUCCUGGUGCCCAGCAGGUCCUGGCCGAGCCAAGUGGCUUCCCAAGUGGGGAGGGUGGCCUCAUGGGGAAGGGGGUGGCGCCAGGGGUCUGAUCUGUGGUGCCCACCAGUGACCUCCCUGGUUCCCGCUCACCCCUCGUGCACCAGGGAGGGAACGCUCAGACAAAGACACGUGUGUCUUGUUUGUGGGGUUUUUUUUUCCAGGGAAAAGUCUAAUUCAGAAGCAGUAUUUCAGGUUUUGUCCUUGUUCUGUCAGUGCCAAUAGGACCUGUUGUGUCAUAUAACUUAAGCAGAGCUCGGCACUUAUUUUAUUCCUUAGAAAACUUAAGAAUUGCUUUUUUUUUUUUUUGAGAAACUUCUUUUGCAGUAUUACUGGAUUUUUUCCCCUAAAUCAGGAUUGAAACACACUUUUCCAGGUGGUGUAAAUAAGCCAUUCAAGUGCCUUAAACAGCUUUAGGCAAGGCUGGAACUUCCGGGCGUGUGAUGGGUUCCCAUAGCACGUUUCAGUUUUUUCAAAAGCAGGAUUUGUUUUGUCAGAAUGGUAUAAUUUUGGCCAGAAUUCUUCCGGGAAGAGUUCUUUCUGCCUUUGUGAUACGCCGAUGAGAACGUGGGCUGGAGCUCGGGGCUCCAGAGUCGGGGUUACUGUGGCCCUGCCUCUCAUGUCUCUGACUGGACCCCAGGCUGAGGGACUAAGCUCCACCAGUGGGCGAGUCCUUGCUGCUGUUUGGAAUGUUCCAGAAGGUCUUGUGUAUUGGUAGUUGAAUUGGUUUCAACAGGAAACACACCUAAGGGGCUCUGCAAGGCCGAGGCAGCCUGAGGGUCUCCGGCUGUGUUUGGAGGCAGGGGGAUGCCACUGGGAGUCUGUCCUUCUCUGCCUGUGGAUGGUGGCCUCUGCUGCCUUGCUUUGCCCACAGCCCACCUGCCUGCUGACUCCCAUUGAGUGGGUAUAGGGUUGGAAGCGCAGGGCCGGGCAGGGGCUCCAGGCAGAGGUCAGGGCCCAGGGAGAGGGGUACCUGGGGGGAGGACCUGGGCUCCCUGUGGUGGGCAGGCUGCCACAGGCAGAGGCUGGCAGGUCUGGGAAGGGCAGUGGGUGGCUUAGCUGAGGCUUUAGAGGAUGUCACUGAGGGGGCUUGGUGCCGGGUCCCUGAGGCUGCGGGGUCCCAUGGAGGCGGUCAGAGUCCACCUGCAGUAGGAGGGCCCAGGACAGGCUGUGCAGGGCACACCCUGAUCCCGGCUGCACCAAGGGAGCCUCUGCCCCCCUCACCCAGGGAAGGGAGGGCGGUGAGAGCCCCUCCUAAGGCCAAUCCCCAGGAAGCAGGGGGACACCACCUGCAGGCUCAGCGUUUCCCCCGUCCCAGCAGGGAUGAAGCAGCUGAGACCACGUGCUCAGGGGCUCCUGGUAGAAAGCAUCUUUAGCAUGGUCACAAUUCAGAGAGCAGCUUUGGUGGCCCAGUGAGCAGGUGUUGCUCUGGCUAACCUGAAUGCCCUGCCUUCUGGGAGCCAUAGGCCCCCUCAUCGGCCCCUCCCGGGAUAGGGAUCAGCCAGCCCUCAGGUUGGGGUGGGGGCCCGAGGGAGCCCUGCCUCAUGCAACACCUGGGCACUGAGCCAUCCUCCCCUCUGGACAGGGCACCUUCAGCCUCUGCGAGUUCUGGCCCACUUCCUCUUCAGGUCACAGUCCCAAGAGGGCCAUUAGCCAGGGACACUGGUCUGGAAACCUCGGUUGCCUACUCAAACCCAAGCUUUGUCACUUGGUCAUUAUCUUUGUGCGUCCCUGGGCCUCAGUGUCCCCUUUGUACUGAGUCUGUUGCACUGAGUCUGUGCAGUUGCCACUGGAAUUCUGGAGGUGCUGGGCAAACCGGAGCGUCUUGGGGCGAUGCUGCCAGGGCUAAGGGCCCCUCCCCACGCCAGCAACGAGGGGUGAUUAAGUAUUAUUAGUAUCUAUUCUUAACAGUAAGUGGGCUGAGGAAGAAUCAAGCUACUGAUGCCAGCGCCUUCCUUAUAUGGAAAACAAAAGCCAGAGCUAUUGAGCCCUGCUUUCACAGGUUGGGCUGCUCCCAGGCAGCAGCGGUGGGGGAGGCCCAGGAGAGGGGCCAGCGCCAGUGCCGAAACCCCAGGGGGAAACACGGCCUCCCUGAUCCAGCCCAUCCUCAGCAUGCAGGACUAGGAACUGGUGUGUUUCAGGGGGAAGAGUGACGGGGGGCAGGCCUCACAGGGGAAGCACAGGCUGUCUGUCUGGGGUCCUGGGUCACCUUCUAGCGACCCCUGUCCUCCUUGGCCCAUCAUGCGGCCCCCCAUUGCCCCUUCCCCUGCAGCUAGAGUUCCACCGUGGACUCAGAUGUCCUGGCCACGUCUGCAGUAUUCAGAGGGUGGGGGCACAGCUGCACUGCUCCUGGGCCUGGCCCCAACCUGAGCCAAAUGGAGACCAAGUGGGCAUUUGCAGAAUGAGCUCUUGGGUUUGAUUCUGGCUGCAGCCCCAAGCGGGCAGCCCCGGAGGCCUGCGCUCUUCCCCGAGGCUCCACAGCUUUGCCAAAUGCACCUGCAGCCUUGCCAAGGGUUUAUCCAUGCACAUCUUGGUGCACUUCCUGGAAGUGUUCUGUGCGAGGAGGUCUUGUUCCCAGACAGGGUGGCUGUUUCCCCAUCCAAGGGACAAGUCCCAGGGGCCUCUGUGCUCGUGUCAAUAAACCACAAGCUCUGA